UGCCCCAGGGACCUGGAGACACACGGCCCAGGAGGAGGAGGAAGAGGAGGAUGCCUAUGAGCUGCCCCCCUGUGAGGCGCUGCCCGUGAAUCUAGCCCCCGCCCGCCUUCCUGGCACCCAGGAGGACUCUUUGUACCUGGAUUGCUCUGGCCCCCUGGGCCCAUCCAAGUCAUCGCCACAGCAGCCCCAGCCCAUGAUGGUGCCAGACUCUGCAAAGCAAGCAGGUGAGGACAUCUACCUGGAGUGUGAGCCCAGUGCAGUCCCUGCCUUGCCUCGGACCCUGAGCUCCCAAGUCCUGAAGCCCCCAGUCCCUCUGCCACGGACAUCAGUAGUGCGCAGGCCCACCACAGCCUCCCAGGAAGCUUGGAAUGGAGCAGCGAAUGCCAGCUCUAAAGCAGGAAGGAGGUCCUUUCUUUCCUCUGCAGCCCCCACAGGAAGCACCUCAGCUGCUGAGGAUGGAGCUUAUACCGUGCGCCCCAGCUCAGGACUUCAUGGCUCCCAGCCCUUCACCCUGGCAGUGCUUCUUCACGGCCGGGUUUUCAACAUUCCCAUCCGGUGGCUAGAUGGUGGGCAAUACUAUGCCCUGGGCCGGGAGAGCAGGAACCACAAGGAGCGCUUCUCCUCUGUGGCUGCCAUGAUCCAGCACUACAUGCAGCACCCUCUGCCCCUUGUGGACAGACACAGUGGCAGCCGGCAACUCACCUGCUUGCUCUUCCCCACCAAGCCCUGA
This is a messenger RNA of Miniopterus natalensis, 730 nucleotides long. Lineage: Eukaryota; Metazoa; Chordata; Mammalia; Chiroptera; Miniopteridae. The record is from RefSeq and is a predicted model, not a curated record.